UCCAAGAAGUAAUUUUUCGUGUUAGUGAGUUGGUGUCGAGGGUUCUUCCAAGAGGAGAAAACUGCACUAGAAAUCGCAUAUUGGGUGCAUCUUCUCUACUUUACCUCGCUUCGUAGAUAACCGUUGUGCAGAACCACGUUCAUUUCACAUUUUCACUCUAGGGUUUCUUCAACUUCAUGGCUUCCCCUACUCAUUUCGACGAUGACUUCGAUUUCUUAGGUGGAUUUGCUUCUAGGCAUUCAGGUAGUAAGAGGUCGUCUCCCGAUUACGACGAUGAAGAUUACGACAACGAUCCUUAUGCAACAAAGAAGGCUAAAUCAAAAGCUGAAGAAGCCUCUGGUGUAACAACAGGAAUGAUUUUGUCACUGCGUGAGAGUCUUCAGAACUGUAAGGAUACACUUGUGACAUGCCAAAAUGAACUUGAGGCUGCAAAAUCUGAGAUUCAGAGUUGGCAUUCUACACUUAAAAAUGAGCCUUCUGUACCUGCUGGGGUCACUCCAGAUCCCAAAAUGUUGAUUAAUCAUCUUCAUACCUUGAAAACCUCUGAAGAAUCUUUAAGAGAGCAGCUUGAAAAGGCGAAGAAAAAGGAAGCUGCAUUCAUUGUAACAUUUGCAAAACGAGAACAGGAGAUAACCGAGUUGAAGUCUGCUGUGUGGGAUCUGAAAGUGCAACUCAAGCCACCGUCUAUGCAGGCUCGGAGGUUGUUACUAGAUCCAGCUGUUCAUGAAGAGUUCACUCGUUUAAAGAAUUUAGUCGAGGAAAAGGAUAAAAAAGUAAAGGAGUUGCAAGAUAACAUUGCUGCUAUGAAUUUUACUCCCCAAAGCAAGAUGGGGAAGAUGCUGAUGGCUAAAUGUAGAACCCUACAGGAGGAAAAUGAGGAGAUUGGAAAUCAAGCUUCUGAGGGGAAGAUACAUGAAUUAGGAAUGAAGCUGGCAUUGCAGAAGACCCAGAAUUCACAGCUUAGAAGUCAAUUUGAAGAAAUAGCCCUCCAGCAAGCCCUAAUGUCUCUAUUCCAAGUUUUGUUUUGGAAUAAACACAGCGCCUCGAUAGUCCCCGCAGUGGCAGCUGUUUGGUCCGCUACAGUAGCCCCUAGAAAGAACAGGGCCUGCUCCGACUGUUUGGUCCAAUAGUGGCACUAUAGUAUUUAAAACCCUUUUGGUUCUGUAAUCCCUUGACUCUUACACCAGCUACCUGGGUAACUGCCGUCGCCUUUUAAGAUUCAAAUGAGUGUAUCAAUAGUUUUGUUAAAUUUCAUGCCAAACUGAUACAAUGAAAUGAUAUUGUCGUGUGUGGCUAUAAAGCUAAUGAUUUGUAGUGUAUAGUAUGCUGGAACUAUUAUCAUAACUGUGCUAAUUUAUUUUCUUGUCUAUAAAAUUGAAGACUGGAAGGAUUAAACCCUAGUUC
This is a messenger RNA of Vigna angularis (adzuki bean), 1404 nucleotides long. Its product is annotated as FKBP12-interacting protein of 37 kDa. The coding region runs from base 177 to 1130 and encodes 317 amino acids. The transcript is spliced from 13 exons. Gene Ontology annotation, cellular component: nucleus. The record is from RefSeq and is a predicted model, not a curated record. Gene Ontology annotation, biological process: regulation of alternative mRNA splicing, via spliceosome. NCBI's taxonomy places the organism in Eukaryota, Viridiplantae, Streptophyta, Magnoliopsida, Fabales, Fabaceae.